UUCAAACUACACUCACAUGCAAAGGUGCGAGUCCCAGUGAUGCAACUGUGAUUGAGAAACAAGCACUGUCACACUUGUUGUUGUGUGUCAAACAAAAAUGUCACACAAGUCAGAAAUUAAGGGUCAUAUUUGCUACGUGUGGAACGCCAUCAAGUGGAAUGGUCAGAUGGGUGAAACUGAAUGGUCCGCAAUGGCCUACCAACAUGUCCUGCUCUAUUUCAUCUGCACUUUGACAGCAGGAGGACUUUGAGUUGGAUACGUAUGCUUGUGGAGAUGGGACAACAGAGACUCUUACCAGGAGGACUUUGAGUUGGAUAGCAGACACGGUACCUGGAAUGCCAUCUAGUGGAAUGAUCAGAUCGGUGAAACCGAAUGGUCCGCAAUGGCCUACCAACAUGUCCUGCUCUAUUUCGUCUGCACUUUGACAGCAGUUUCUGCACAGGAUGUGAAAUAUUUCCUGAAGGGCCAGGACAUACACUUGGCGCCGCCCAUCUUUGAACGACCGAUUGGAAUUCUCUGGCUACAUAAUGGAAGUGAUGUGGUAUUGUUUAUUCGCACGAAGGAUGUUGUGUAUCCUCCAUACAAGAACAGAGUCGCUUUGGAUUGGCUCUCUGCAGAACUCACCAUCAAAAACGCCACCUAUGAGGACAGUGGGGUCUAUGACUUGGAUGUUAACAUAAACAAUGAGCUGCAUACUUUCCAGUAUAGAAUUGAGGUUAUAGACCAAGUAUCAAAACCCAACAUAUCCUGUGAGAGGAGCGACACAAAGCAGGCGACGCUCGUGUGCUCAACGGAGUCCAAACAACCUCAUUUAUUGAUGUUUAAGUGGCAUUCACGUGGAAAAGAGCAUACCGGACCAAAUUUAACUGUCUGGAAUGAAGAUGAUGGUCAAGUUUAUCGUUGUGAUGUCAGCAACCCUCUGACCAAUGAAACGGCUUCUUUCACUAACGAUUGCUUCCUGGACAAAAGAUCAAAUUCUUCAGUGACAACUGCCAUCCUCACUACCCUCAUUAUGGUCAUUUUGUGUUGCUGUGUAUUAUAUAUAAAACGUCACCAUUUAAAAGACAUGUUGAAAAAUAUCCAACACAGAAGACAAGGGGCAGUAAAAGGAUUGAACAACGAGCUGUACUUGGAAGAGACCAUGACUCCCCUCGUGGUUUACCACCACCAAGACACCGUCCAACCUGAAGACAUCAGCAAUAAUCAGCAGGUGUGUCUGGACGCUGCGGCGGAAACGGUGGUGAAAGGAGACCCUAUAGAUACCAGCAUCCCCUGCAGACUGCAAACCCACAGGAAAUGCAUCAGCUGGGCAGGUACCCCGACACAUUUCUGGGACACACCCAAUCCUCCCACCGAGAGAACAAACGGUGUGAAAGAGGAUUGAAGGAAGCCAUCUGUUCAACUUAGAAACAAAAUGGAGGUUAACAUCAACUUCUUCUCAAAGAGCAUGCUUUAUCAAUUUGAAUUAAUUAUUAUUUAUUGAGUUUUUGUUUUUUUUCCAAUAUCAAAAUGGUUGAGGUCAUUUGAAAAAAAAAAAAAGUUUAUAGUGUGAAUAAGGACUAGCGUAUUUUUCAAAAGAGAUGCGUGUGGACUGCAGGCUGACGCCUGUUCAAUAAAUGACGCGAGCAAGGACCUGUAAGCAAGCAACACCAAAACUUUGAUGUUUCAUUGAGAAGAUAGAACAUUACACGCGGCACUCGGAAAUGUGUCAAAAUGUUUUAGUACGACUUUGGUAAGCUACGAAGCCGCACCGCUUGAUGGAUUGUUGACGUGCCGUGCUUCAACAUACGAGUAUUAUUAUUAUGGUGUGUACAAAGACCCCAAAAUGGCACCUAUUUGGAGACAUAUCAUCUGGUGUUUUGUUUUGCUAUAUUAUGCAAACAUGUUGCAUAUUAGAAUAGAAAUUCAAAGAGUAAAUGAAACCAAAUUUCUAGGUAUAAUGAUUGAUGAUAAAUUGAACUGGAAAUCUCAUAUAAAAAUAUACAACAUAAGGUGGCAAGAAACACGUCAAUAAUGAAUAAAGCAAAAAAUGUUUUAGACCAAAAAUCACUCCAUAUUCUCUACUGCUCGCUAAUGUUACAUAUCUGAGUCAUCCAUUCAUUUUCUAGAUAAUCUUACUCAUCUCACCAUAUGAAAUAUAACUUACUUCACCAAUUAUUUAUUUAUUUUUAAUGUUAUUACUUAUGGAGUAUACUGUGAAUAAAUUGAGAACAGGAAGUGAACAAAAGUUUUAGCAACUAUGUAUGUAAAAGAAAAGGGGUAGGAUUAAAUAAGCUCUGCUUCUUCCUACUCCUUUUCGAACAUGUUGAAUAGAGAAACUGGAAAUUGUGAUGUAUCAUGUUGUAUGUGUGCAUGUGGGAUGUAUCAUGUUGUAUGCGUGCAUGUGGGAUGUAUCAUGUUGUAUGCGUGCAUGUGUGAUGUAUC
Entelurus aequoreus (snake pipefish) is the source of this 2424-nucleotide messenger RNA. RefSeq lists its product as uncharacterized. NCBI's taxonomy places the organism in Eukaryota, Metazoa, Chordata, Actinopteri, Syngnathiformes, Syngnathidae. The record is from RefSeq and is a predicted model, not a curated record. Bases 383 to 1384 code for a protein of 333 amino acids. The transcript is spliced from 9 exons.